GUGAACAACAACAGCCAUCUCCUUCCAAAUAUCACUCUGGGAGUAGAAAUUCGUGAUGACUGUGGAACAGUGAACACAGCUUUGGAACAAUGUUUGAACUUCUUUGUGGGUACUCUGGCAAAUAACGAACAAAUAUGCAGCUUGUCAGAUAGCUCCUUUAGGGUGCAAAGAAGGGCUGUCCUGGGAGGGGUGGUUGGGCCAUCCUUUAGCACCACAACCAUUCAGGUCAGUAUCACAUGUAUGUUGGCAGACUCUAUGUAAUCUAAGAAAUGGUUAUUAAAACUCUUUUUGUAAACUUCUUGAUUUAAAUUGAGAUAUGCCUUGGUUAUGAUUUUAACAUGUGGAUGAAACUCUGUGACGUGACCGUUGAAAUGAAACUCUUUAGCAGUACUUUCACAUGGUACUAUUUAUUUAGUAUGUAGUUCGAACUUUUGAGUCUGUGGAUGAAAUCCUAUGGUGUUACCAUUCAAAUGAAAUCUCUUCAGCAGUACUUUCACAUGGUACUAUUUAUUUAGUAUGUGGUUCUAACUUUUGAGUCUGUAGAUGAAAUCCUAUGGUGUUACCAUUCAAAUGAAACCUCUUCAGCAGUACUUUCUCAUGGUACUAUUUAUUUAGUAUGUAGUUCGAACUUUUGAGUCUGUGGAUGAAAUCCUAUGGUGUUACCAUUCAAAUGAAACCUCUUCAGCAGUACUUUCUCAUGGUACUAUUUAUUUAGUAUGUGGUUCUAACUUUUGAGUCACUCUGUAGAUGAAAUCCUAUGGUGUUACCAUUUAAAUGAAACCUCUUCAGCUGUACUUUCACAUGGUACUAUUUAUCUAACAAUAGUUCUAACUAAAUUUUGAGUCUGUCGAUGAAAUCCUGUGGCAUAACUGAUCUAAUGAAACUUUUCGGAAACACCCCAUUUUACAGUUAUAGAUGCGUGGAAACGAUGCUGGAGUUGACCUUGUUGUGACACAGACCUUCCUGUUUUCUUCUGAUGUACAUGUAUGCUAUGUAAAUAAAUGAACUCUGAUUUCUCAUAUUCCUUUACGGUAGUGAUUGAUGAUGUUUUGAAAUCACCGAUAUUUUGGCCCGUUUGAAGGGGCAAAUUAAGUCACUCUAUUUGCUUCCUUUUUUUCAGUAGCUAAACUUUAUUCGCAUCAAUUGAAUGCCAAAAAUAAUGGUCCAGUUUUGUUAUUUAAGAUUAUAUUGAGGCAUUGAAACUGUUUGCUGUCCUCUGUUGCGACGGGGGGCAAGGAUGGACAUGGAUUGAAACAUGAAAAAGUUAGGUCAACUUUUUAAGUUUUCGACCUAUGACUGCAAAUAUUACCGAAAAAAAUGAUGGCCAGUGUUCCCUGAUGAAAUUUCUUUGAUAUCUUCGUCAUAACUCAACAGGAGUGUUUUGUGUAUGGGUAAAGGAGUGACUGAGUGAUGAGUUCAGCACAGAAUUCACAUAUCCAUGCCAUGUGACAUAUCCCCCUCAAGGCUGGUUGUCAUAUGCUGCCAAUGAAUCUGCGACAUAGCCUCCGGUACCGCCUGGGCUUUUACCGCCGGCAUGCCGGCGAAGUUGAUCUCGAGUCAACUUCGCAGGCAUGCCGGCGGUAAAGACUGGGAUCACCAAUGUUGCCGACCACUGCUGUUCACAUAUUGAAACAGCAUCCCACGCAGUUUUGGGGCAAUGUCGCAGGUGCAUCGGCGGCACAAGAGAACCAGGCUUUUUUCACAGCUAGCCUUUAAGUUCAGUCAGUCAUAUUUUCAGGUUUUUAGAUCGAAUGCAACCUUCUUUGUAUGUAUUAACUUCGCUAUUUGCUUUUAGCCUGCUGCUCUCCUCUCAAUUAAUGCUUUGUUUGCUUCUCGAUGUGUGUGAUUUUUUUGUUUGUUUGUUUUGUUUUGUUUUUUUUUAGUGUGUGUGUGGUUUUUCUUUCUUUUGUCACUUUUUACGUGUAUUUAAUUUGUUGUUUGUUAAAAUAAAUAAAUCAAAGAUUAAAAAAAAAACUACUUUUUCACUAGGUGAACAACAACAGCCAUCUCCUUCCAAACAUCACUCUGGGGGUAGAAAUUCGUGAUGACUGUGGAACAGUGAACACAGCUUUGGAACAAUGUUUGAAGUUCUUUGUGGGUACUCUGGCAAAUAACGAACAAAUAUGCAGCUUGUCAGAUAGCUCCUUUAAGCUGCAAAGAAGGGCUGUCCUGGGAGGGGUGGUUGGGCCAUCCUUUAGCACCACAACCAUUCAGGUCAGUGUCACAUGUAUGUUGGCAGACUCUAUGUACUCUAAGAAAUGGACAUUAAAACUCUUUUUGUAAACUUCUUGAUUUAAAUUGAGAUAUGCCUUGGAUGAACUCUAUGACGUGACCGUUGAAAUGAAACUCUUUAGCAGUACUUUCACAUGGUACUAUUUAUUUAGUAUGUAGUUCGAACUUUUGAGUCUGUGGAUGAAAUCCUAUGGUGUGACCAUUCAAAUGAAAUCUCUUCAGCAGUACUUUCACAUGGUACUAUUUAUUUAGUAUGUGGUUCUAACUUUUGAGUCCGUAGAUGAAAUCCUAUGGUGUUAACAUUUAAAUGAAACCUCUUCCGCAGUACUUUCACAUGGUACUAUUUAUCUAACAAUAGUUCUAACUAAAUUUUGAGUCUGUCGAUGAAAUCCUUUGGCAUAACUGAUCUAAUGAAACUUUUCGGAAACACCCCAUUUUACAGUUAUAGAUGCGUGGAAACGAUGCUGGAGUUGACCUUGUUGUGACACAGACCUUCCUGUUUUCUUCUGAUGUACAUGUAUGCUANUCACUCUGUAGAUGAAAUCCUAUGGUGUUACCAUUUAAAUGAAACCUCUUCAGCUGUACUUUCACAUGGUACUAUUUAUCUAACAAUAGUUCUAACUAAAUUUUGAGUCUGUCGAUGAAAUCCUGUGGCAUAACUGAUCUAAUGAAACUUUUCGGAAACACCCCAUUUUACAGUUAUAGAUGCGUGGAAACGAUGCUGGAGUUGACCUUGUUGUGACACAGACCUUCCUGUUUUCUUCUGAUGUACAUGUAUGCUAACUAGUAUUUUUUAAAAAUGCUUUCUAUAAAAAAAUAUAGGAGGUUUGUACCAAAACAAGGUCAGCCUUACAUUCGAUUUCACUUUCACUCGAAGGGUAGGGUACUAAGCCGACGACAGUGAAAAGAUCUGUUAUUUUGCUUGGUAUCAUUUUGCAGUCAUGCAUAUAGUUACGUAUCUUGACUUUUGUUCAUGGCCACUAUUACGGCAGUGAAAAUCUUACUCUGGGAACAGAAGAACGGUGUUAGAGAGGCACCCAAAGUUCUAAGACGUCAUUGUUAAGUUUGGCUGCGUAAAAUAAUAUUUUUGUUUUUUGGUAGGAGAUUUACGGAAAGAAAUCUUAAGAACCUCCCACACAAUUUUCCUUAUUUUCUAGGUUGCUACUCUCCUCCGACUCUUCGAUGUUCCACAAGUUAGCUAUGCUGCAACAAGCGCCGAAUUAAGUGACAAAGACAGAUUUGAGUACUUUGUUCGCACGGUUCCACCAGAUUCUUUUCAAGCCCGUGCCAUGGUAGACAUCAUCCGUCAUAUGAAUUGGACAGCGGUUUUCGCAGUUUAUUCACGUGGUAGCUACGGUGAACAGGGUAUGUUGAUUUUUCAGGAGUUUUGUGAGCAGCUUAACGUGUGCAUUGCGGACCAUCGUCUUCUGGAACCAGACUUCACCGAGGCAGAAUACGAUAAAUUGAUAGACAGAUUUCGUAAGGAAGAAGGCAUUCGAGUUGUGGUGAUGUUUUGUAAUUCCGAAGAUCUGCGUUCAAUGCUUCAAGCUGCCAAAAGAGCGGAAAACCGAGGCAUCAAAAAACCGUUUGCGUGGUUGGCGAGCGAUUUUUGGGGGACAAGACUUGGUCACGUGGAAGGCUUAGAAGACAUUGCGGAUGGUGCAAUCACUAUUGAGAUUCAAACCUUCGAUAGACAGCUAGAACCAUUCUAUGAUUAUUUUUCGAAACUAACCCCACUAAAUAAUUCGCGAAACCCUUGGUUUAAAGAGUACUGGGAGAAGCGUUUCGAUUGCAAAUUUGGAAACGAAUCGUCUCCGUCUUACCGAUGCAACAACUCAGAAAACCAGGCUUCAGUCCUUCAGAGGUUUGACGCUAAGGUGCCGUUUGUCAUCGAUGCGGUUUUAUCGUUUGCUCAUGCGCUCCACAAUCUACACAGAAACGUCUGUGGAGAAGCCUCUGGUGUUUGCCCCGAAAUGAAAAAACUGGAUCGCACGGCGCUGCUGUGGUACCUACGGAAUAUUCCUUUUAAUGGAACAACAGGGCUGGUAAAGUUUGAUGCUAAUGGUGACAGUGCUGGAAAGUAUGACAUUUACGUUUACAGAAACGCGCGCAAAAAUCCCUACAAGAGGUUAGCCAGCUGGAUUGAAGGAAAGCUGACGUUUGUCCCUAGUGGCAUUUUGCAGGGGAAAGAUUACAUUGAAUCGCAAUGCGGUAAGCCUUGCGGUCCACAAGCUAUAAAGCGCAUACGCGAUACACGCUGUUGUUGGACAUGUGAAAAGUGUGACGAUGACUCGUACGUAGCCAACGAGUUCACGUGUCAGACAUGUGUCCAAGGCAUGCACCCUAAUGCCACUUUUAACGGCUGUGAACCACUAAACAGAGAACACCUCCGUAGUGUGUGGAUCGCAAUCGUCGUCUCUCUUGCGUCUCUUGGCAUCAUUGCCACUUCCCUGGUAUGCGGAGUUUUCAUUAAAUUCGCUGACACGCCACUCAUAAAAGCUUCGGGGCAUGAACUCUCGAUUGUGCUCUUCAUUGGAUUGUUUUUAUGCUAUAGUUUCGCGUUUGUCAUGGUCUCCUAUCCAAGUAAAGUCGUGUGCGCGAUUCAGAGACUUGGAAUGGGACUUUGUUUUAGUGUUUGCUAUGCUUCCCUGCUCGUCCGCACCAACAGAAUCGCUCGAAUAUUCAGCGGUGUGAAAACUCCAUCUUUUAUCAGUCCGAAGUCUCAGCUUUUCAUAACCGCUGUAAUAAUUGCACCACAGCUCGCCAUGAUAAUAACAGGUCUCUUAAUCCGUCCUCCUGGUCCCGUAUCUUCUUUCAAGUACAAGGACUUCAUACUUGUCAAGUGCAACAUACACAUUGUUGGUGUGGUGGCUUUAUUUGGAUACAACUCCGUUUUAAUUGUGCUAUGCACGUUUUAUGCAUUUAGAACUCGAAAAACGCCGUUGAAUUUUAACGAGGCAAAGUUCAUCGGUUUCUGUAUGUACACAACCUGCGUCAUAUGGAUUGCUUUCGUGCCUGUUUAUUAUGGAAUCGGUGGAGGGUUUGAAGCAGUAGCCCUCGCCUUUAGUGCUGUAAUUAGCGCAACUACUAUUUUGAUUUUUAUUUUCAUGCCUAAAGUGUACAUUGCGGUAUUUAAACCUGAAAAGAACAUCAGAGGCAACUCCAGGCUGAGGUCGAGGACAAAAUCUUUGGACUUCAAUAUAUCCUGCAGCAUCGAGGAUUGUAGCGGUGAGUCACGC
Messenger RNA from Porites evermanni, 5471 nucleotides. NCBI's taxonomy places the organism in Eukaryota, Metazoa, Cnidaria, Anthozoa, Scleractinia, Poritidae. The record is from the annotation of a GenBank genome assembly.